Caenorhabditis remanei is the source of this 1653-nucleotide messenger RNA. RefSeq lists its product as uncharacterized. The coding region runs from base 1 to 1653 and encodes 550 amino acids. Gene Ontology annotation, molecular function: nuclear receptor activity; RNA polymerase II cis-regulatory region sequence-specific DNA binding; zinc ion binding. The record is from RefSeq and is a predicted model, not a curated record. The transcript is spliced from 9 exons. Gene Ontology annotation, biological process: positive regulation of transcription by RNA polymerase II; negative regulation of transcription by RNA polymerase II; cell differentiation. Lineage: Eukaryota; Metazoa; Nematoda; Chromadorea; Rhabditida; Rhabditidae.
AUGGAUGACUCUCGUCGGUCAGCAGUUCCUCCAAAAGAACCAACUGGUAGAAUAUGUACAGUCUGCUCUGAUCGUGCAAACGGAUACAACUUUGGAGUCUUGACUUGUGAAUCUUGCAAAGCAUUUUUCCGGCGAAAUGCAGCGAAACACAAGGAAAUUAAAUGUCCAUUUUCCGAUUCAUGUCAAAUAACAUCAGCAUCUCGAAAGUUUUGUCAGGCUUGUCGUCUGAACAAGUGCUUUGGAGUUGGAAUGAACAGUGACUGGUUGAAUGAUUUGAAGCCAAAGACAACUGGAAAAUUUAAAAGAAAGAAACCAGAAUUGAAGAGUCAGAUGAAAAUAGAAAUUGAAGAUACAGAAGAAGAUGUUGAAAAUGAAGAAGAAGAGCAAAUUAUUGUACCAAAAGCAUUACUCGAGAAACUAAUCAGCAAAGCGAAUGAAAAACCAAAAGAUCAUUGUAUCUGUAAAUGUCAAUGUGGAUUCUAUUCAACAACACAACGUCUAACUGCUUUCAUUCCAAAAGAAGAUACUGUUUCCACAAAUAGUCCAUUGAGCUCGGCAUUCACUCAGCCCCAUUCUGAUUCAUUUUCUUAUUCAUCAUCUUCUCCGACUCUUUCUCCAAUGUCUAUUAUCAGUUGUGCCCCAUCUUCUCACGAUUCCAGCAGCUACAGUACUCCUCAACUCAUCGCUCAAUCACCGUCUAACUAUAGAGUUUCUCCUUCUUCUAUGGCUGGUUCCAUAACUGAAAUGUCUCCUCAAAUGACAUCUCAAUAUCCCCCAAUGUUUUCUCCAUUCCAAUUUAAUCUCAUGGCUCAAAUGACUUCUUCUCCCAAUUUCUUGAAUUUUCCACCAAUGCCAGAAAGAUCUUGGACUCCAGUUCAAGCAGUACAAACAGAAACUUCUAUUAGUACAGUACCUUCAAGUUUGCUUGAAAAGAUCCAUAUAAAGAUAGAUAAAUACAUUGGUGUUCUAAACCCCGAGGAAAUGUCAAUGCUAGAAGAACUUCAUAUUCGGAAUGAGCCAUUAAAUGCUCCCUUAAUUCAAUGGCACAAUCCAAAAAGUAUAGACGGAGUGUUCAAAAUUAUUGAAGAAGCUCUUCGGAGGAUUGUCAAUAUGGCAUGUCAGCUGAAUCUUUUCCGUGAACUCCACGUGGAAGAUCGAAAAAAUCUGCUGAAGAGUGGAUUCGGAGAGCUUCUGAUUGUUCGUGGAUUGAUGGCUUAUGACAAAAGUGAUAACAGUUGGAACCAUUCAUUUGGUGUAGGUGGAAAAAUGGAGGUGAAAGUGGAUGUUCUGAAGAAUCCAAAACUUGAAGAACACUACAAAGCACACAUUAAUUUAUUGGAGACAUUUGGAGACGACGUCAGAAAUAAUGAACAUUUGAUGCUGAUUUUCAAUGCAGCUGUCAUAUUUCAUCCACAUGUUUCAAAUUUACGAGAAAGUAAUCGAGUUCAUACAACACAAGCCAAAUACUUCCAGAUGCUUUUAAAACUUCUUACAUUCGAAUAUGGAAAAGAGAGAGCCGAUAUUGCCUACAGUAAUCUAUUGAAUCAAGUUGUAGAACUCCAUCGGGUGAAUCGAACUCUUCUUCGAGUAUUUUAUGGAUUAGAUAUUGCUCAAUUAGAUCCAUUGAUUCGAGAACUUUGUUCUUUUGAAUAA